Nicotiana attenuata is the source of this 2223-nucleotide messenger RNA. RefSeq lists its product as uncharacterized. Bases 1 to 2223 code for a protein of 740 amino acids. The record is from RefSeq and is a predicted model, not a curated record. Gene Ontology annotation, molecular function: catalytic activity. The transcript is spliced from 3 exons. NCBI's taxonomy places the organism in Eukaryota, Viridiplantae, Streptophyta, Magnoliopsida, Solanales, Solanaceae.
AUGGGGUAUAACAGCAAUUUGAACACUAAUGGAACAGUACCAUGCACUCCAAGCACUGUAGAGAAAACAAAAGAGGAAGGGAAGCAAAUGGAAACUCAAGCACAAACAUGGGCAAAUGUGGUGGUUGGAAACAAAUUGGCUAUGAAGGGCAUGAACCUGCAAUUUAUUGCCCCAAUUGUGCAAAAUGGAGAGAAAAUGGUGAAAAUCGAAGGAGAAGAUGUAGAGCAGGAGACAGCAAAGUGGAAGAAUGCUAUUGUCAUCUAUGUAAUAGGUGAUUCUCCCUCAAUUGGAGCCAUGGACAGAUUUGUGCAUUCACUGGGGAAAUACUCAAAGAAGCCUCAAAUAUACUACCAUAAUGAGGAUUAUUUCAUCAUUAGAUUCAUUAGUUCUGAGGAGAGGGACCGAAUUCUGUACUCAGGACCUCAUACGAUCAAUAAUAGACCAAUAAUUAUGAAGGCAUGGUUGGAGGAGUUCAACCUUCAUGAUGAGGUGUUAAAGACAAUUCCAUUGUGGGUUAAAUUGCCUAAUCUACCUGUAAAUUGGUGGAGUAUGACAGCACUAAGCAAAAUAGGUAGUGCUUUAGGUAACCCCAUCUAUGUUGAUGAGUGUACGACUGAUGCAGUGAGAGUGUCAUAUGCAAGACUAUUAGUUGAAAUGGAUAUCACAAAGCCACUUCCAAGACAAAUAAAAUUGCAGGAUCCUAAAGGGAGGGAGAUGAUGCAGAUGGUGGAGUAUGACUGGGAGCCCAAAUAUUGCAACAAAUGCUUGAAAAUAGGUCAUGAAUGUACUGAAAACAGGAAGCCAAUACAGCAGAAGAAGAAAAAUAAAGGGAGAAUGGCAUGGGUCAGAGUGGAUAAAGAAGAAUAUAAUGAAACUAAGGAGAAUGAUCAAAAAAUAGAGAGUUCAGAACAACCAAGGAUUGAGGCAGAACAAGGAAAAGAUGGAGUGCAAAGCAAGGAUGCAUGGUGGAUAACAGUAGUAGGCAAAUCUGCAGCAAGAACCGGUACAGCAAAACAGAAAGAAGUUCAUAGCAUUGAUGAAGCUAAUACUUUUCAGAGUUUGAUGUAUGAUCAUAGGAAUAAAAUAGCAGGAACAAGUCAGAUCAGUAGCCAAGGAGAUCAAGGGAGUGUCAUUUUGGGCGGCUUUGAAGCAUCGCCGCCGGCGGAGACGGUUUCCGGCCGGCGGCUUAAGGCGGAGGGUAGCGGAGACGGACAGGGUACGAGGAAGGAGACCUUUGUCUCUAGGGUUCUGGGAAAAAUCACGUGCUCACAAGAAGUUAAGGAGUUUGUUAGAAUAAAUAAUAAAGCUAUAAUAGCUAUAGUAGAGCACAGAGUUAAGGAAUUGAAAGCCAUUGCUAUAAUCAGGAAGAUUGCUCCAAGACAGGAAUGGGUAUCUAAUGCUAAAACAGGAAACAAAGGAAGAAUUUGGAUAAUGUGGGAUCCUAGAAUCUAUAUCUUUGAUCCUAAGGAAAUGGAUGAACAAUUUAUUCAUGGGCAGGUUAGAGUGAAGUCAAGGCCAGUUAAUUUUGGUUUCACAGCUGUUUAUGGAUUACAUACUAUCAAAGACAGGAAACCUUUAUGGGAUAAACUGAGGCAAAUAAAUAGUAUUCAACAAGGUCCUUGGUUGGUAAUGGGGGAUUUUAAUGCAGUUCUUCAUAUAACAGACAGACAACAUGGAUCAGAAGUGCAGGACAUGGAAAUGAAAGAUUUUAAGGAAUACAUGAUGGACACAGGCAUGAAUGAAUUACCAUCAGUGGGAAGGGACUAUACAUGGACCAAUAAUCAUACAUAUAGUAGGAUAGAUAAGGGGUUGGUGAACACUGAGUGGAUGAUGAUAAUGCCAAGCAUGAAAAUACAGGUAUUAAAGCCAUUGAUAUCUGACCACUCUCCAUUAAAGCUGAUGAUCACACAGGGGCAUACAAAGAAAUGCAGACCAUUUAGAUUUUUGAAUUGCAUUGCUGAUCACCCUCAAUUUAUCCAACUGGUUCAAAGUGCUUGGAAAGAGGAAAAGGAAACUAGAAAGAUGCAAAGAGUGUGGCAGAAACUGAAAAGAACUGAGGAGCUCAUCAAGGAACUAAAUACACAGCAUUACAAAGGGCUGGAUGGGAAAAUUAAAGAGGCAAGGAUAGAGUUACAGACAAUACAGGAAGACAUGGGUAAUAGAAGGCAUGACACUGUGCUAAUUGAGAAAGAGAGGAUAUUGAAGCAGGAGUUAGAAAAAUAG